AUGCAACUUACCACGUGUACACCAGAUAGCGAGAUACAGCUGGUGCGGCCGUCAACGAGAAACACGCCGACCUGCCUCGGUACACACCAGUCUUUGCACUGGUUCAAGGAUGCUGUAACCGGCCCAGGGUCGCUGACAAGCUACGCCUAUGCGAAUGACGACGGCGCAGGCCGGGAUGCCCGGAUGUGUAUAUGGUACAACACCGGCAAUGACACGACUGGGGCUCUGUCGAGGUCCAAAAAGAUCGCAAAUACGGCGUCAAAGCUUCUCGGCACCGACUUGUACCACUACCACAGCAAGAUCAUGAUGAAGGACGCCAGGGACGGGGGCAGGUUCGUCUGGCACCAAGACUACGGCUACUGGUACAGCUUCGGCUACCUGUUCCCGGACAUGCUGACCGUCUUCAUGGCACUCGACCCGUGCGGCAGGGAGAACGGCUGUCUGCAGGUGAUCCGUGGCUCACACAGGUGUGGGAGGAUUGACCACAGCGUUGUGGGCGACCAGAAAGUCGCUGACCUCGAGCGAGUCGCCCAACUGGAGAAAAGACUGGAGACCCUACACGUGGAGCUGAAGGCUGGCGACGCCAUCUUCUUCCACAGCAACCUCCUGCACUCCAGCAGUAGCAACACCAGCGAACAGCGGCGCUGGGCCAUCGCCUCUGCUUACAACAGCGUCCACAACGUCCCGGACAAAGACGAGAUGGUCGGCAAACAGUGCCGGGGACCUAUCCAGCAGUUGGACAACGAAGCUGUCGUUAAGACUGGAGUCAACAGAGACUUGAGCGGAAAGGAGGUCAAGGUCAAGAGGGGCGCCAUGUUCGAGUUCGAGACUUUCUUCCCGGCGUAAUGGAAAGAAAAAAAAAGAAGAAAUAAUAUUAACAAGGGAGGUCACUGUUGAAUUGUUUGUUUUACAUUUAUAAUCUCCCUUUUUGCAACGCUCUGACACUUUUUUGUUGCAAUUUGAAUUACAAUGACAUAGAUAAACUGCCUAGAUGUGAUUAUUUUAUGUCGAGCUUUAAGAUCACAUAUAGAUGAAUUAUAUUACUUGUAAAUGUUUCUCUAUUCGCUUUAAGAAAUUAGUCUUUUUUUCACCAUUUCAAGGAUUAUUUCCCUUAUUAAAUAUUUAGUGUGGUUUGUUGUGAUGUGUCUUUCAAUCAAUCAUCUUUCACAAUGUGAAAUAAAGGCCGAUCUGGAUGAUGUCUAGGACAGGGGUCGGCAACCUGCGGCUCGCGAGCCGCAUGCGGCUCUUUUGAUAUCAAGAUGCGGCUCUCCAGCUCCUUGCACAAAUACUAAUAAUCUUAAUAAAAAAAAAAAUAUUUGAAAUAAAAAAAAUGUUAGUGGCUCUUUCAAACCAGGGAAAUUUUGAACAUUGUAACUUUUGGCCCUUCUGCUUCAAAAGGUUGCCGACCCCUGGUCUAGGAGGAUUGUCGCCCCCUCCCCUACCAUUACAAAGUUUGAAAUUGUUUUUGGGGAAAAAACCUAAGGCAAUCGAUAGUCAACAAAUUUCUUGAUCUGCCUAUGUGAUGUCCUGUAAGUAAAAAUUCACAAACUGCCUUAGCCAUAACCAGUUUAUCCCUUUCCUUAACCUGUGUAAUACACUGGUCUGCAGGUUAGUUAACAGGCAAGGCUGGACAAAAAGUUUCUCUUAAUGUCCUUGAUCAAUCUAACUUUUAGGAUUAGGCCUAACUCUUUAAAGAGAGGUAACUCAGUUUAAAUACUUUUGCUGAAUUUGUUUAUCAACUGUUAUUAACAACUAGAAAUUACCUAUUAUCUAAUAUUUAAUAAAACCUAAUUAUGUUCA
Molecule: messenger RNA, 1800 nt
Organism: Physella acuta
Lineage: Eukaryota; Metazoa; Mollusca; Gastropoda; Physidae
Product: L-proline trans-4-hydroxylase
Source: RefSeq, a predicted model, not a curated record